This is a messenger RNA of Priceomyces carsonii, 2043 nucleotides long. RefSeq names its product homoaconitate hydratase (gene LYS4). Bases 1 to 2043 code for a protein of 680 amino acids. Gene Ontology annotation, biological process: L-lysine biosynthetic process. The record is from RefSeq and is a predicted model, not a curated record. The transcript has a single exon. Lineage: Eukaryota; Fungi; Ascomycota; Pichiomycetes; Serinales; Debaryomycetaceae. Gene Ontology annotation, molecular function: 4 iron, 4 sulfur cluster binding; homoaconitate hydratase activity.
AUGGUUUGGGUAGUGAGAUCGUUGAGAAGAAUCUCAACUACAUCUGUGAGAUAUAGAGGGCAAAAUAUGACAGAAAAAAUAGUCCAAAAGUACGCUGUUGGUAUUCCUGAGGGAAAAAAAGUCUUUAGCGGGGAUUACGUUACGAUCCAGCCAGCUCAUUGUAUGUCUCAUGAUAAUUCAUGGCCAGUUGCAACGAAAUUUAUGGGUUUGGGUGCUAAGAAGGUCAAUGAUCCCAAACAAAUAGUCUGUACUUUGGACCACGACGUGCAAAACAAGUCUGAGAAAAAUUUAGAAAAAUACAGGAACAUAGAGAAGUUUGCAAAGGACCAAGGAAUAGACUUUUAUCCUGCGGGAAGAGGCAUUGGCCAUCAGAUUAUGAUUGAAGAAGGUUAUGCAUUUCCUUUAAAUUUAACUGUUGCUUCAGAUUCCCACUCAAAUACCUAUGGUGGUGUUGGAAGUUUAGGUACGCCUUUAGUCAGAACUGAUGCAGCUGCCAUCUGGGCAACAGGAAAAACAUGGUGGCAGGUUCCUCCUGUAGCGAAGGUUGAGUUAAUCAACAAGUUACCGAAAGGUGUCACAGGCAAAGACGUCAUUGUUGCAUUAUGUGGUAUUUUCAACCAUGAUGAGGUGCUAAACCAUGCUAUUGAAUUCACGGGAAAUGGUAUUGAAUAUUUGCCGGUUGAUUAUAGAUUGACAAUAGCCAAUAUGACAACUGAAUGGGGCGCCUUGUCAGGUUUAUUUCCUGUAGACGACGUUUUGAUUGAUUUUUAUAGACACAGAAUUCAAAAAUUGCCUCAACCACAUCCAAGGGUAAAUAAUGAAUCAGUUAAGGAGCUUGCAGAAAAUAAAGUUCAUUCAGACUCUGAUGCGAUCUAUGCAAAGCAUCUCGUUGUGGAUCUUUCUUCCUUAUCGCCAUCUGUUUCUGGUCCUAAUUCCGUCAAGGUCUCUAGUUUCUUGCAUGAUCUUUCUAAGAAAGAUAUUAAGAUCGAUAAGGCAUACUUAGUUUCUUGUACAAAUUCAAGGUUGAGUGAUAUAAAAGCUGCUGCAAAUAUAAUAAGAGGACACAAGGUCGCUGAUAAUGUUGAAUUUUAUGUGGCCGCAGCAUCCUCCGAUGUGCAAAAGGAUGCUGAAGCGAGCGGUGCUUGGCAAGACAUCAUUGACGCAGGUGCCAUUCCUUUACCAGCCGGAUGCGGCCCAUGUAUUGGUUUAGGAACAGGUUUAUUGAAAGACGGACAAGUUGGAAUUUCAGCUACUAAUCGUAAUUUCAAGGGUAGGAUGGGCUCUAAAGAUGCAUUAGCUUACUUAGCAUCACCUGAAGUUGUUGCUUCCUCUGCAGUUUUGGGAAAAAUUGGGGGACCAGAGGAAAUAGAAGGAAAGCCAGUCCCAGAUUCACAUGAAAUUGUAAAAUCCAUUACCGUUCCUGAGACCAAUUCAGCUGAAACUUCUGCAGAUCAGGGCUCUGUUGAAGUCUUGGAGGGAUUUCCAAAGUCUAUUGAAGGUGAGCUCAUAUUGUGUAACGCAGACAAUAUUAACACUGAUGGGAUUUACCCAGGUAAAUACACCUAUCAAGAUGACGUACCAAAGGCUAAAAUGGCUGAGGUUUGUAUGGAGAAUUAUGACUCUGAAUUUAAUGCUAAGACAAAAUCAUCCGAUAUUAUAGUGUCAGGAUUCAACUUCGGAACAGGCUCUUCUCGUGAACAGGCGGCUACUGCUAUCCUUGCUAAAGGAAUGAAGUUGGUCGUUGCUGGAUCAUUUGGUAACAUAUUUUCUAGAAACUCGAUUAACAACGCUUUGUUAACUCUUGAGAUUCCAAAGUUGAUAAAUAUUUUAAGAGAGAAAUACGCCGAUUCUGAUGAAUUGACCAUUAGGACUGGUUGGUAUUUAAGAUGGGAUGUGACAAAAGCUCAGGUCUAUGUAAUUGACUCUGAUGAAAACUUGGUCUUAUCACAAAAAGUUGGCGAAUUGGGUACUAAUUUACAGGAUAUCAUCGUAAAAGGUGGUUUAGAAGGCUGGGUAAAGGCUCAAUUACAAGCAUCAUCUUAG